UCUGACACUUGCAGUAAAAGAGAUUUGGGUUUUUAUUUCUGAAUUUCGUCUCUACCCAAGCAAGACUAAAACCAUAAAUCCCGGCAUAUCGUCCCCCAGAGUGGAAUUAGAAUUUUCUUAUGUGUGUGUCAUUUCCUGUUUAGAGCAAAUGGCACACUUGUGUUUACUGAUGAGUCUUUGCUGAUGAGUCUUUUCCCAUCAUUUUCCACCAUCAGCCUUACCAAGCCUGACUCUGUGGGAGAGUCACCAUCAGUGUGUGAAACAGCUAUUUUUAUAACAAGCCAUAGACUGGAUCUUCUAGAAACAUCCAGCGUUUUGGCAGCGUUUCGAUUGAACUUACCAACUUGUGCAACCCAGUUUGGAAAUGUAUCAUUUUGUAUAGUUGUUUACCAUUUAGUUAAAUAUAUUUUCUUGUAAAUUCCAUACACAGUGUAAGCUCAUGAUGCACAGGAUUAACCAUUUAAUAACAUGGAGAUGAAUUUGGCCAGAGGACAGGUCAGGAAUUAACUGGGGCGAGAUGAUUCCACUCAUUUCUUACAUAAGGCCACUAUAAUGCAUUGAAUAGCAGCACAUUCAUGGAGUAAGGAGGUAUGGUUUUGAGUCGUUAGGUGUGCUAUAUGGACAUGGCACAAAAGCAGGGUCAGAGUACGUUUUAAAAGCCAAAAAAUGCAUUAGAAGAUGUUUCAUUUUAAACCAUAUGUAAAGGAAAUGAAUGAUCCCAUAGCCAAUAACCGCCUAAUCUACAUACAGAGGGUGGGUGCUAAUCUGUCACAAACCGAGGUAGUUUGAUUCACAAAAUCUUCUAGUGAGAUUGGUAUGCUUUAGUGUCAAUGUCUGAAUUUACUAUCCUUUCAUUACGUUGUGUCAUUUUUCAUUUUUCUGCAUUUGAAGUUACAUAAGGUUACCCUUUGAGGCAGAAGCUGUGCAAUUUUUCAUCAACGUGUGCGCACACUUCUUUCCGUAAGCUUUCUUACUGUGUGAACAUUCACCUCUUUGUAUGUCAUCCAGCUGAGGCUCUUAGUCACACAAGCAACGCAGCCAUGCAGCUUCAUUUCAUGCGUACAUACACACACACACACACACAUUCUUUCUCUCUCCUCUCUGCUGUCUUCCUCUCUCUCUCUCUUCUGCAUCUAGACGCACAUGCAUACGCAUUUACUCUAUGGAUGACACACACACACACACAUACAUACACUCAGCCUGCCAGGCUUGGGAGCAUCAAGGCCUAAUCUAGGUCACAGCAUAAACCCAGAGGUAUCCUGGUCUCACACACACACUCAUGCAUGCACGUGUUUUUGAUUUUUUUUUUUGCGUAUAAAAUCCAUUUUUACUCGACUAAUUUCCCCUCAGCAGUGAAAAGCGUUUGAUUUUCAUUUUGACAGCAGACACACCUCACUUCCCAGGAAAAUUAAGACUACAUAUAACCAGUGAAUUUCAUGUUUUCCAAAAAUCCCCCCCUCCCCAUCUCCAUCUCCUUCCUCUCCCUCCCAAAUAAUCUCAUUGGUUAUGUGACUGAGUCUAAUGGCUCUUAUGAUUGUCACAAGGCCAUCAUUUCCUUGAUUAAGUGCUCUUUGGGAUCUUUCCACAGCAGAUAGCUCAAUCAACAUCCAUUUAAGAAGCACUUUCCCACUGAAGCCUAAACGAAAUCUCUUUUUUUCUGUGUCAUCUGCUUAAAUAAAGACAUGGAUGCAGUUUGUGUGCAUCCCUGCUGCAGAAGCACCAUAGGAUCCCUUUGAUAUGACUUAGCCUGACAGCGUACCAUCCAAGAUGCGACUGUGUGUCACAGCACAGAAAUAGAGGAGCUUAUUUCUUUACAUCAGUCUCCAGCCUUCUAUAAAUAUUCCAAAGCUCUCUGUUCCCUCUCUCCCUCUCUCUUUCUUUUUCUUUCUUGCUGCUUUCUCUGCCCCCCCCACCCCGUUUGUCCAUUAUUUUUCCUACACACUCUGCCUCCCACAUCUUCUCUUUCCCUCUGCUCCUGUCGUAUAAUGUAGAGAAAUGUGUCUCUUGUCUGUCUAGAAAGAGGCAGUAGUGUUGAGCAGGAACAAAAACACUCAUGCUGCAUAUAAUUUUUUCCCCUCUGACAGUCCUGCAAGGCUAUUUAGUAAGCUGACAGUGAUCUUAUCAUAUCACAUAUAGAAAUCUCCUCCUUCCCUUCCUUACUUUACUACUCCACAGAUCUCCACCAAUCAUGUACAGCCUGACGUAUAAUCACAGCCAUUAAUCUCAUCUGCGACUGCUAAGAUGUUUGAUUCAAAAAUAGGAACAUUUACAAGAAACAGAAGCCAAGCAGAUUUUAUCGAAAGCAACUGCCAGUCAGAGGCUGCUGUGCCCAAAAUGUGAGUGCUCAGUGCCAUCCUCCCUAACCUAUCAGUGUGGGAAGUAAGCGUGCCACCUAUGAAGUCAGCAGUCCCCAACCCCCACCCUGAACACAUGUUCAACAUCCUCUGGGCACAGGCUGAGCAGAGCACUGAGACACAGCUGAGAGAGGGAGAGGGAGAGAGCGCAGUGAAGUGGAAAUAUGGGUGAGCAUCAGAGAAAGACAGAAAUAGAGCGAUAAAGCAGUGAAUUAGGCAGAGGCAGAGAGAGGAGGAGGAGAAAUACAGGGAGUCUUUCGCUGAGGCGCUGAUGCUUCGUGCAGACGAGGUUAUUUUCUCCCAGCAGAAAGCUCUCGUCGUGUGUGGGUGUGAGAACCUCAUGGAUUUGCUCUCCUCUGAGUCUCAGUGGAAUUCAUUGCGUCUGGAUCCAAAACAGCAGCAGACGGAGGAUGCGACGGUAGCUGGAUGCUAGGAUCCAUGUGGGCCUGUGACGUCUGCGCUCCCCUCCGUGGCUACCUUCUUCCCCAUAAGGAUGGCUCCAGUGGCACUGACCCAGAUUGUGGAGUCCUGGCUCUUCGCUGUGCACUGCUCCUCGGGUGGUCUGUGAAUGUGAUGCGGACGAGGCAUGUUCCACACCUCGGCGGAUACCGCUCAGCCUGCUGCCUCUGCUGACAUCUGUUUCCGUGGAUACGCACAGCAACUGGCAGGCUACGCCACCAAGACUGAUCCAUAAUAAUAAUUCCCAGCUGGAGAACAAACAACAUCUGGGCGUGGAGAGAAGGGAGAGGGCGAAGUCUCAGCAGGGCGGGCGGCAGAUGGUGACACUGCAGCAGCACUUCUCCAGCAUGGAGGAGACGGUGCGAACACUACUACAGAACCAGGACUCACUGGAAGGGCCCAAGGUGGACCCCCUGGACCUCAUGAAAGCAUACAAGGACAAACUCCUGGAGGAAAUGUGGAAGCAGCAGGACAGUCUGGAGGGUUCCACCGCCACAGCAUCAGAAAUGCCUGCCUCGCCUGAGGCCUGCAGAGGAUCGGAGGAAAAUUCAAAGGACAGCAAUCCCCUGCUAGAGCGACUCAGAGCCCUGGAGGCGGAGAACUCUGCUCUGUCAAUGGAAAACGACAAUCAGAGGAAGCAGUAUGAGCGCUGUCUGGAUGAGGUGGCUAACCAGGUGGUCCAGGCCCUCCUCACGCAGAAGGACUUGAAAGAGGAAUGUGUGAAGCUGCGGACCCGUGUGUUUGAUUUGGAGCAGCAAAACCGCAUACUGAGUGUGCUGUUUCAACAACGUGUCAAAAUGUCCACGAUUCCUGUCUCCCAGGAGGUCCAAAGGAAUGGAAAAGCAGGUAUUCCUGCAGGAAGGUGGCCCAGCCUGCUAAGUCUAACAUGCCCACGCAGUAGUGGUAGUGGCAGUAGCAGUGAACUGUCACUAUCCAGUGCUUGUAGUGAGUACUCCAGUGGCUCCCACACUUGGGCAGAGGGACGUGGAUUCUCCAAGCAGUGUGCCACAAGCCGGGACAAAAGGAUGAGUACGGGUUCAGUAUCCAGCAAUCAUUCGGCACCCAUUGAGCAGACAGACCUGGGAUGGAAGGAAGGCCACAUUCUGAAAGGCCUGAAGCGUCUCCAAAUGUGCAGCUCCAAAGAGGCAUCCUCACUUGCAUCUGUACCACACUGCAAAGAUUGUAUGACCUCCAAUGAGGGCAUUUACUCACUUGGUGUCAAGUGUGGCCUACAAGGGAGUACAGCCAAGCAAGUAGCCCCUACAAGUAAACCUUUCCAGGCCGAAGCAAGGAUUGCUGCCCUAGACUCUGAUGAUGCAAAUGAUGAUUCACCUAAAUUACAAAGUAGGGAAUCCAGUGGCCAACCAACACAAGAGAUUCUUUGCUUAGAGAAACUGGAUGUCACAAGGGAUGAUGACAACAAUUUUCAAGAAGACCCUGUAAAACUUGUCGGGAAUUCUGGUCUUUUUCCCUCACCUGUCACAGACAACUUCUUAUUUUUGGAGGGCCCCAUAGUAAAACCUGGUGUAAGCCCAACAGAUAGCCUUACGCAUCUGGAAGAAAAAAACAAAGACUCACUAGAAAAACACAAGCCUUCAGUCAUGACGUUAAGUGACAGAAACAAUAACCAGGAAAGGUCUACUGACCGUAAAUCCAGACUUGAUCAUGUCAAAAGACAACAGGGCAGACUUCUAGUCAAGCAAGUUGAAGCAGGGGCAAGUGAUGUGAGCUCUUUUAUUCAGCAGUCUGCAACAAGAGCUCUGAGCUGUGUGAAUGUAGCCAGACAGCGCAGCUCCUCAGUGGAGGUUCCUCACUGCAGAGACCAGGCGAGUCAAGUUGGCAGUGAAAGCCAGGACUACACCAUUUCAGAAUCUCCACAGAGGAAACCGAAACCUCAGCCUUGUGACUCAGCAAGAAAGGCUUUCAUUCUGCGGAGCAAGAGUGCGGAUGGAGGACAAGAACAACCUAAGCAUACACAUUCUCCUCUCCACCAAAAGCUUAUUAAGGGUCACAGGUCCAAAGGACAGUCAACCCCUCCUGGGCACAGUGUUCCCAGCAAAAGGACAAAUUUCAGUAAAACACAUGGUUCAAGCAAGGGAGUAUUAUCUAAAGUUGAAAAAGAUGAUGACAUUGCAGUAUCAACAAGUUCCAAGUCUCUCAAGAGUGUGCAACAGCGCUCUCCCCUUGCUUCCCCUAUGAAACAUUCAAAGACAUUUAAGCCUCCAGGGAUCAAUGAAUCCUCAAAGAGCCCAACAAAAUCACCUUUGCAAAUCACUAGACUUCAAUCAAGCAAUGACUCUGUGGAAGAAAGCAUCUAUGACAACUUACCCUGCUCUCCGCGAAAACAGCGACGCCAAGACCAGCACUGUGAUGUUUCCCGUUCAGAACUUAGGUCCCCAUCCCCACCACCACCCCCAGGUCGAACGACAUCUCUUCUCCUUAGAUCCGGAUGUGACAGCUUACCCAGAGCACAUAAAUCUGCAGGUCAGGCUCAAAGCUCUACUACUGGGAAGACAAUAUCAAGCACCACCAAGCCACAAUCAAAUCAGCUUUCCAACACAGCAAAAGACAAUCAACAUACAGCCUCACAAAUGGGUGCUGAAGGUAAGCCACUGAAAGAUAUCCCUGCCAAGGUCUACCACACCCACUCAUCCAAGAUACCACCUGUCCCAGUUCAAGAGUCACAAGUUUCAGAGUCAGUCCAGUUACCUAUGAACAGAACUGCCACAUGCCAUGAUGAAAAUGGUGCUCCCUCUAUAUUUACAAGUCAGAGCAUCUUACAAAGAUCCCAACAGAGCAUUAGUGAGCCAAAACUUUCAGAAGUCUUGCCUCAGGCAUAUUCUAAUGUUUACUACCAUGGGAUUGUCAAUAAUCUUCAGAGUUCCACCUCAAGAGCUGUAAAAAUGGCUCUUCCUGUAAAUGCAAAAUCUCAUGAGGCAAUCUCUGGACAGGAAACCAGUACCAUCCUAGUUUUUGGAAGACAGAACAAAGAUGAUACAAACUUUACUACAAAAAGUAUCCAGACCUUUCAGAAUUGUACGUGUGACCCCCAGAUGAUACAUGAAUGUGGUGGUCAUGACAAAGCCCGCAGAAAGAUUGAGACCCGCUGUAACUCGCUAGAUUCGGAGCCGUCAGUUCAGCCUGUUGCAUCAGACAGCGGUGUGAUGUUAGAUUGGGGAUUUGAUGAGGAAGGUUGGCUGUUUAAAAGGUCUGUGUCUGUGUCAACCAGACCUCCCCUUAAGCCAGUAAUGGGUAUGAAUGGGGCCAAGGCUCGUAGCCAGAGCUUUGGUGCACGCUACAUGGACAGACCAAACUUCAACAGAUCUGGAAAGAUCCGUAGCCAGAUCAAAACGCACUCAGGGAGCUCCUUGAACUCUCUUAGUGAUGUCCUUCCAGGAAGUAUGAGUUGCUCCAGUAGCUACCAUUGCCCAAUGAAUCGAUCCCUUUUGAACAACUUCUUGAUUGAAGAGGGCCUGACAGUUCCCUCACAUUUAGGGUCCUCCAGUGAAAGACUUCAAAGUCUUAAACACCAACGAGAGCAGGCUAGGCGCCUUCAGAUUGAGCAACAGUUUUCAAGCGCCUUUGGUGAGCCAGUUUCUGAAGAACCAGAGAGACAAAGUACUAUAACCACAAUCGAAGAGAAAGUGAUGCUCGGCAUAGAGGAGAACUUGCACAAGUCUCAGGAACAGGAGAGAAGCAAUGAAGUGAAGCAAAAAUCUGGCUCAACCUUGGCAAAUUGGUUUGGUUUUCGUAAGAGUAAGCUUCCUGCUCCAAGCAGCAAAAAGACUGAUCCACCGAAAGUAAAAGAGGACAAGAGGGAGCAAAAGAUUACAUCACUUCUGGGAGGAAAGCAGACAAAGUUGGACAAAAAAAGAGAUAGAAGAAAAAGCGAUGGAAAAGAAUGCUCUGUGGGGAGAAGAGAGUCUCAUGAUGCAGUGCGGGCAUGCAUCUCAAUGCCCUGCCCAGGAAUGUCCCUGAAUGAAAUACAAGGACAUACUGACAUCAUCGGAGACCCAAAGAUGAUGAACCUGAGAGCCGAUGGUGAAAACGGAUCCACAGUGAAGACCCCCAAUCAGGAUGCUGUAAUAGGCUCCGGCUGCAAGAUGCGAACAUUGGACAGUGGAAUUGGGACCAUUCCCCUUCCUGAAUCCUGUUCCUUCUUCUCCUCCAUCCUGCACCUCCUCCCCAAAUCCUCAUCAACCCCAGAACAGUCCCUCAGUCCUCCCAGUGUCCCCGGUUCCUCCAGCGAGGACAUGUCUCCUUCCCCAUUACCCCGAUGGAGAAUACCCUCCAGCUUUAAGGACAGCAGCCAUGCAGGGGUGCCAAACUCUCUGUCCGACACCUCCAUGACCCAUAUCCAGUCAGUGCCUUUCCCCACUGUGGCCUUCCUCCAGCCCAUCCAACCCCAGUCUGAAUCCUUUGUGACCUCUGCGAAUGUGUGUGAUACCCAGAGCAGACUACCCAGACCACCACAAGGUGGAAUGGAACCAAAGAAGUUGACCUAUAUCAAAUCAAAAACACGAGCCACUACGAGCCAACAGAAAGAACAGACAAGACUUCAGCUUGCCAACUAGUUUAUGAAGCUGACUGUGCCAACCUGAAGCAAGGAAUCAGGCAAUCAUUUAGAUUUAUCACUCAAACACACAUGGAGGAUCCCUAAAUCCCACAGUUUGGGCACUGUGUCUGUGUAUCAAGUUGCAACGCUCAGAACUGGACAACAAGUCAGCUUGGCAUUGUAGGCUUCCACCUGUGUUCAGUGUAGUGUUGAGAUACUGAGCAGCCUUUUGGGUGUUGUAAUGAAGCUUUUGGCAGCCAUUUUGGAGGUCUGCAGCUCACUGGCAUCAGCUGUGAGCAGCUGAUUGAAUUUCUAAAUGUACAGCUCUGCUGUCUCACAGGACUGGACUUAAACACACAAGCCAUCCAUUUUUUGUUUUUUCCCCCCGGAGAAGUCACAAUUUAACAAAAACAUAAAAGGUUAGCUACUCUAGCACUUUUAUGGCUACCUGUAAUCAUCACCAUCUUCUGAGUUGCACACAACCCAAUGCAUGUAGGCCCGGUUUAAGCUAAUGUUAGUGGCCAGCAGCUGCAUUUUUACAUAGCUAUGACACAACCAUACUCGUUAGCUCGCUUAGCUAACUGCUCUCAUGCUACUGUGCAACUAGUAAUAUAUGUGGAGCACAGACAGUUUGCAGUGUUGCAGUGACCUGAACGCAAAAAAAACCCUGAGAAUUAAUCAUACAUAAAUGUAACUUACUAAAUGGAUCUGCUGUUGCAGCACACUUCUGCUAACAUCAAAAAGAUAUUUCUCACAUUAAAACUCAAACAGUAUAUAACUAGUACAGCAAUGGUGCAACCCUGUCACCUACAAGUUACGUUCACAUACAGCUAAUUUACCCUGGCUAAUACAUUUUGGAGGAGACAUACUGUCACCCGAAUCACUGAUAGCCUAUAUAUUAAACAAAUCUGCCAACUGCAAAUUUUACAUUUGUUUUUCAUUGUUGGCAACUAAAGCAUGAUUAAUGUUUUUUUGUUUAUGUGUAGGCAACUUAAAACAAAGCAUAGGGAAACAUCACAGCCUUGGUAAAAUAUUGAAAAAAGGUUACAGUAGGUCAAGGUUAGGCAAGUAAAAUAGUUAGUUAACAUUCCUGAAACAUAAUGUUUAGAUAUUGAAUAAAAGUCUAACAACAACUUUUGUUGCGGUAUAACAAUAAAACACUACUUCCUGCAUUGAAAAAAAGGUUGUCAGUGAAUGUAAUCAGAAACAUAUUACGUGAAGCCAACACGGCAACGUGGCUAUGUGUAAGAAACAAAGUGGCUAGCUGGGACAGGAAACUUUUUAUAAUAUUAUGCCACUAUACUGCAGCAAUGGAUGAGCGUAAUCACUUGAAUAAACUUAUCAAGUUACAGCCAAUGCAUAUUGAAAGUUUGCUCUUACAAAGCAUGGAGACGUCCAAGGAUUUUGUCUGCUCUAUAAUCUACACAUAGAAACACAUUACAGCAAAAUAUUUGAUACAUUCUGCUUUUGUAACCUGGUGGUUAAAACUGCAUUUGUUAAGUUUAGCCACUAGGGGACAGAACAACUACAAAAUUCAAUGACACAUAGCCCCAACAUACUAUCAUCUUAGAAAUCUGUUCUAGCUAACAUGUUAGCAAACAAUGAACUAUUCUUGCAUUCAACAGACACAGGGCAACAUCAGCAUCACAUUUGAUUGUUUCUGGCCACUUUAUAAAUCCAAUAUUCAAAGUACAAUACUCUCUCUCUCUCUUGGUCUCCACCAACUCUUCAGAAAAGGUUUUGGGUCUUUAGGUUGCUAGCUGUAUGACUACAUGAACCAGCCACUCAGUAGCUUUGUCAUUUGGUACGGACAGUUAUCGUACAGUGGGUUAAUCUUACUGUGCGGCUGUGCAACCAAAACAAUGAGACAAAGACAAAGUGUCAUUUGAUUCCGUUUUAUUGUCAAAAAUACAUUGAAAACUUUGCACAAGCACAACCUGUUUCCCACCAGACCUGCAUAAUGGCACCAGCUGUGGUCACUUUUGGAGAUUAAUGAUGCAAAUGAAAGACCUUGACUAAAAUCCUGCUCAACAAAGAUUAUGUAGCCACACUCAUUUUAAUUUUAAUAAAUGUUUAUGUGAAGAUCUAAUCCUGCUUUCAGUCUAAUAAAUAUCUAAACUACAAUACACGUCAGUAAUAUAUUUUUAAGCAAAACAUCAGAUGGAACCUUAUAAACUCAAGAUUACAAACUAUGAAAUCCAUCCUGAAGACAUUUUAUGUACAGCACUAACUACUGAUUGCCAUUCAUGAGCUCUAUACCUGACUGAGUAAUGUGACUCUUUAAAGUGUGCACUAUCUUGUUGAAAACUUUUUUUACUGUCACAAUGUUAAUAUCAACUUGCAUGCAACCCCCCUCGGGCUUAUUUUAACCACAGAAAUGUGUCAUGUGAAUCUGAUGUCUAUCAUAUGAAGAGUUUCAUCACAAGAGGUGAAACAAACUGAUGUGUGAAACUUGAUGUGCACUGCUCAGUAUUUAUGACAUAUUGCACAUAAUCUGUAAUUACCUAAGCAAAGGUCUUAAAAUAUCCAUCGUGAGUCUGACUUUCACGCCUGUCAUCAUUUUAAAUUGGUGUCACAUUUUAAAAACUGAGCACAUCUCAUCUUGUAAUGAAACUCUUCACAUGAGAACUGCAUUCUGCAUUUAAUACGUUUCCACAGUUAUGACAUCAAGACAAAGCAGUGAGUUGUUGCAUGUAACCUUAGUUAUAAAGCACCUAGUAGGCACAUUGUGGACAUUGUUGUGCUAGCUCAGGGAAAAUACCAUUUAUUGUCUCUGAUAGAUGCUGUGGAUUUAAUAAGCAAACCUCAACUUUAAAAUGUACAACCAUUUCAUUUUAACCAGUGAACACACCAGAUUUCACUGUAAUGGUUUAAGAAUAUUAUCUGAACUCAAUAUUUUCCUCGUCUGUUUUUGUCUGUACAUUUAACUGUAAGAUAGCUCUCCACGAUUGCUCAGUUUCUCUCUCUAUUAUGUAUGCUGUGCCCUUUAUAGUAAUGUUUUUGGUGUUUUGAAUGCAUCCCAACAUAUUUGACGGUUUUAGCUGCUUUGCGAUGUUUCCCUCUCACACCUUCAGCUCCCUGCCUUUCAUGUGUAGAUAUUUGUCAAAAUGCAUAUUGCCAAACACUUCUCUGAGCUAAUCACAUAUACAGAAAAUGAAUGCAACUAAAUCUACAUAUCAGACUUGUCAUGGUGAUUAUAGCCAUAUUCUUUUGAAACACUAGAGACAGUGAUGUAGAACUACGGAGCACUGUAAUGUUGCACAAUAUCAUUAGUCAUGUCAUCUUACUGUAUUUACCUCCUCUUUAAGUCUUUGCUCAAUUGCUACAUGUAUAUGUUGAAGAUAAUAUUUGUAAAACUGCAGCGGCGUUUAUGCCAAUAACAACACACGUGUAAUAAACAAAUUAUGUAGCGUACACAGGUGAGACGAGGUGUUAAUGGAUCAGGGAACAGAUUGGCUGUACUGAUACGGGUAGAUGGAGCAUGGUGUCUGUGUUUUUAAAAUGGCUCACAUAAUGAAGAGUGUCACUCUCACAAGAGUAUUGUAUUUUUUUUAACAUUUACUCUAAUGCCCUGUAUUUGUACUCAGCACUGAUGAGUGUAAUUUACCAUUUAUUGCACAUAUUGUUACUCACUAUUACAGUAAUUCUCCUUCUAAAUGUUUUUUUUUUUCAGAACCCAAUAAUAACAGUGAUGUUCUCGUGUGACAGUCACCUUAGCAGUAUGAAGUGAGAAUUGUAUAUUACUGAUAUUCUUUGUUUUAUGUAAAAGAAGAAAGAAAGAAAAAAUAAACUAUUUCAAUACUUACACAACA
This is a messenger RNA of Siniperca chuatsi (mandarin fish), 11180 nucleotides long. RefSeq names its product nck-associated protein 5-like. The record is from RefSeq and is a predicted model, not a curated record. NCBI's taxonomy places the organism in Eukaryota, Metazoa, Chordata, Actinopteri, Centrarchiformes, Sinipercidae. The transcript has 14 exons. Gene Ontology annotation, biological process: microtubule bundle formation; microtubule depolymerization. The coding region runs from base 3131 to 7387 and encodes 1418 amino acids. Gene Ontology annotation, cellular component: microtubule plus-end.